AUGAGAGACAGAAGAACUGCGCUACAUAGUGUUAAACGAUCUGCAAAGUCUUCUUCGAAAAGAUAUGUCUCUACUGAGGACGCCCAAAUCUCCAAUUGGGUUGAUCAGUUGAAUCAGGCUUUGGACGAUCUAUCUGAAUCUCGAACUAGUACCCGGGAACAUUCUUUGGAGACACUUGUAAACUGUUUUGCUUGCCAUAAUGUCUCCUCACAGAUUGAGCACCGUUUAUUAGAGGUUUUAGCUUUGUUGAAAAAGUCACUUACAAAAAAUGCUAGCAUAAAAGAAGCAUGUCUCGCAGCUAAAGGCAUUGCACUGACAUUUAUCAACAUGGAUGAUAUCUCGGAAAGUGAUGGUGAUGACUUGUAUCGAAAAAUUUUGCCGUCUCUAAGAAAUACUAUCAAAGAUAGUGACGACAUCGAAAUCAAAAUUAGUUGUCUUCAAACAUUAUCUUUAAUCACAUAUAUUGCCGCAUCAGAUAUAGAUAAGCUACUGGUUCGAAACUAUUUGUUCGACCUAAUUGAAACAGACGGUGCUGAUUUUAAUGUAGAGAAUUUUACAAGUCAUGAAUUAGACAAACUAUUCUGUGAGGCUGUUCAUGCUUAUGGAUUACUCUUCGCUGCUUCAUUUUCGAUGGGAUUUGUCAAUUUUGAGGUUUUAUGGGAGGAGGUGGAGAAAGUUAUGCCAGUUCAUGAGUUAUUGCUGGAAUCCUCGGACAAGGAUGUGCGAAUUGCUGCAGGAGAGAAUGUUGGCCUUAUUUUUGAGACAGUAAACAUUUUUGCAACUUCAGAUGAUGAAGAAGACGAUGAUGAGCUGGAUGAGGAACAAACGAGUGACGCAGAAGAUUCAGGGAAGCCUGAAUAUGAUAAUAUGGAUGGUUUGAUUCGCACAUUAAAGGACCUCUCAGUGGAUAGUAGUCGACGAAGAGCCAAGAGUGAUCGGGCUGAACAAAAGUCAGUAUUCCGCGACAUUGUUCAAAGUGUAGAAGAGAAUGUGAAGCCCAUUGAAGAGUUAAAAAUUGGUGGUAGAGUUUUGACUUUCCGUGGUUGGGCCAAGAUCUUACCUUUGAAUUGUUUUAGAAAAAUACUUGGCCAAGGUUUCCAAUAUCAUUUAAAAACAAACCCCAUGAUGAGCUCGAUCUUUCAUUAUUCAACUGGUGGCCCGCACUAUUAUGAUAGUGAUUCCGACGACGAUACAAGCUUUGAUAUCUCAGAGCUGAGCAAUGUGGACAAAAAAUACUUAUUUGAAGAAAAUAAAAAGUCGAGAACGAAGCAUUUGCGCAAUGCCAGACUUGGUAAAGAGAACCCUCCCGUAUAUUAA
Molecule: messenger RNA, 1317 nt
Organism: Mycotypha africana
Lineage: Eukaryota; Fungi; Mucoromycota; Mucoromycetes; Mucorales; Mycotyphaceae
Product: interferon-related developmental regulator-domain-containing protein
Exons: 5
Coding region: 1-1317 (438 amino acids)
Source: RefSeq, a predicted model, not a curated record